CGGGCACAAUGCUGUCUACAGAUGAGCGAGUCGCCAUUUUGAAAAGCAAAUCGUUCACAGCACACCCACCCUGAGUACUGGAACUAUGCCGCGGGGCCGGCCUCGCAAACAGAGAGUUAAAAGCAGCGACGAAACAGAUGCAGAUCCCAGUGACGCCAAGGCAGAAAGUUUCAGCGAUGGAGAGCUCAAGGACAAGAAGUGCACGAUAUGCUCUCAGAUCUUUACCACCGAGAGCCAGCUGCAGAAGCAUCUCCGAGAACAUGAGAUCAACGAUAAGCCUCACCGAUGUGACCAGUGCCCACAGACUUUUAAUGUGGAGUUCAACCUCACACUCCACAAGUCCACGCACACGACCUCAGACUUCACCUGCCCGGUUUGCCAUAAAAAGUUCUCCCGCAUUGCCAGCCUCAAAUCUCACGUCAUGCUGCACGAGAAGGAGGAGAAUUUGAUCUGUGUGGAGUGCGGAGAUGAGUUCAUUCUCCAGAGCCAGCUCUCUCUGCACUUGGAGGAGCACCGGAAAGAGCUGUCGGGCAUCAAGGUCUACACCUGCAAGAACUGCGACAAGGAGUUCAAGACAUCUGCGCACCUCAAGGAGCACAUGAAGUGCCACGUCAAGAUGAGGCCGCUCACCUCGAGUUCCAGAAACUACAAGAAAAACAUUGACCGCAGUGGGUUCACAAACAGCUGCCACCACUGCGGAAAGGCUUUUAAAAAGCCCAGCCAGCUUGUUAGGCACAUACGAAUACACACAGGUGAGAGGCCCUAUAAGUGCACACAUUGCGGCAAGGCUUUCAACCAGAAGGUGGUGCUGCAGACUCACAUGGUGAGACACACUGGAGAGAAACCUCACCUGUGCAUUUUCUGCCCUGCCUCCUUCUCCCAGAAGGGGAACCUGCACUCCCAUGUUCAGAGAGUUCAUUCUGAGACUAAAGGUGUACCGCUGUUCCCGUGCAUGGACUGCAGCUGCGCAUUCAAGAAGCUGGGCAGUCUGAACGCCCACAUCAGUAAGAUGCACAUCUCAGUGAUUGAGGUGCCUUCCAGCACUCCGGAGACAGAGACAACAGGUCAAGCUCCUGGGGGGUCAGAGGGCGGCGAGGGGGUGACAGAUGUCAUUCAGCAACUUUUAGAGCUGUCUGAGCAGGUCAGCGGUGAGACUGCACAGCCCCAACCUCCAGAGCCAGCUAUUACCAUGGAAACUGCCAUCAACCAGGACAUUCUACAGCAAGCUCUGGAGAACAGCGGGCUGAGUGUGGUCCAACCACAGGGUGACACCACAUCCAGAGAGUCACAGAACCAGACCACGGAAGGUUCUGCGGUAGAAAGCAAGAAAGUACAAGGUCCUGAAAAACCAGUCAGGGAGAAGAAAAGGAGCGUUUUUAAGAAACCUAUACAAAUGCCAGGCUCCAUCAGGGAGGAGAAUGGCGUUCGUUGGCAUGGCUGCCCAUACUGCUCCAAGGAGUUCAAGAAGCCCAGCGAUCUUGUUCGCCACAUCCGCAUCCACACCCAUGAGAAGCCUUUCAAGUGCAAACAGUGCUUCAGAGCUUUUGCAGUCAAGAGUACCCUCACAGCACAUAUGAAAACGCACACGGGUAUCAAGGCCUUUGAGUGUCAGUGCUGUCUGAAGUGCUUCUCCACUUCUGGCAGCAUGAAGGUACACAUGCGGCUGCAUACAGGUGUCCGUCCUUUCCCCUGCCCUCACUGUGACAAGAUCUUUCGCACGUCAGGCCACAGGAAAACACACAUUGCUUCUCACUUCAAAAGCUUACAGCAGAAGAAGCACAAGUUUCCCAGAAAAACCAACAAAGCCAAAGUGUCCAAGAGUAACCUACCUCUGCCUGAUAUCCCCCUGCAGGAACCCAUCCUCAUCACUGACUUUGGCCUCAUCCCAUCCCAGAACCCUCGCUUGGCUUUUCAACAAUACCUUGAGGUGGUGGGCAGUGACCGCCCGUACAAGUGCCAGUUCUGUAGUAAGGCCUACAAGAAAUCAAGCCAUCUUAAACAACAUGUCAGGUCUCAUACAGGAGAAAGGCCCUACAAGUGUGUGCAGUGUAGUCGGGGGUUUGCCUCCUCAGGAGUCCUCAAAGCUCACAUCAGGACCCACUCAGGCCUAAAGGCAUACAAGUGCCUGAUGUGCGACACCACGUUCACCACCAGUGGCAGCCUGCGACGACACAUGACCACCCACAGUGACCUGCGACCUUACAUGUGCCCCUACUGCCAGAAGACCUUCAAGUCAUCACCCAACUGCAGGAAGCACAUGAAGACACACAGGUAUGAACUGGCCCAGCAACUGCAGCCCCAGUCAACAGAGGACCACUUAGGAGGGGGCGCUGUGGCCCACGAUAUCCAGGUGGAAAUAGAGGGAGAUUCCCUCCAGCAACCACCUGCUACCUCGGCAGAGCAGCAAAGCAUGCUGGGGCUGGGACAGACAGAGGUGGUGAAUGGAAGUCAACAAGUGACACUGGAGGCACCGCUGACUGACCAACCGCUCGUUCAAGGAGAAGACUCGUAUGUGACGACCCAGCAUGCUUUGCCUCAAAAUAUCAGCCAGUUCGAGACACCUGCACUCCCUCAGCCUGGCUUUGAUCAGCAAACUCUAACUCAAGGCUUUACCAUCACUGAAUCGACUUACAGUCAGCCACAGUUCUCCACUGUUCAGCAGCUGCAGGAUUCCAGCACCCUCGAGUCUCAGGCCCUGUCUUCCAGCUAUCACCCACCGAAUCUGCUCCACGUUUCCAGUGCUGAGGUGACAAACGGGCUUAUGCAGCAGAGCAGUCAAGCCGAGCUUCAGCUGACUACUGAAACGCAGGACUACCAGGACGACAGUGAAGACAACAGCAAGAGAGCCUACAGGUGCAAUUGGUGUAACAAGGGCUUCAAAAAGUCGAGCCAUCUGAAGCAGCACGUGCGCUCCCACACUGGGGAGAAACCAUACAGAUGUCCUCUCUGUGGACGAGCCUUUGUAUCAGCUGGAGUGCUCAAGUCCCACCUCAAUACGCACACAGGAGUGAAGCCCUUCAAGUGUAAUGUUUGCGACGCCUCAUUCACAACCAAUGGCAGUCUGAACCGGCACAUGAUUAUCCACAUCAAGUCUUUCAAAUGCUCCAUGUGUGAUGAGAGCUUCAGGACUAGCCUGCUGUGUAAAAAGCAUAUGAAGAAGGAGCAUGCCGUGGAGGAACAAAUUAUAGGACUGGAGAGUCAAGAUGUCGAGGAAGAGGAGGAGGAGGAAGACGAAGACGAAGGAGAGCAAAAGACAUCAAAGAGGAGGGGCUUGGAAAUCAUCACUUUCACCGAAGAGCAGGCGGCCGAGUUGGCGAAGGAUCCCGGGGAGGAGGCCUCGGUGUCGGAGCGGAUCCUUGCCCAGUCAGCGGCCGAGAGGGAUCGAAUCAGCGAGAUCAAAGACAAGGCGGUGGAACUGGAAACAGAACCCAAGUUUGCCAACUGCUGCAAUUUCUGCCCAAAAAGCUUCAAGAAGCCCAGUGACCUUGUCAGGCACAUUCGGAUCCAUACAGGGGAGAGACCUUACAAGUGCGAUGCAUGCGGGAAGAGCUUUACGGUGAAAUCUACCCUGGACUGCCAUGUGAAGACGCACACAGGUCAGAAACUGUUCAGCUGUCACAUGUGCAACACCUCCUUCUCUACAAAGGGCAGCUUAAAGGUGCACAUGCGCCUCCACACUGGCUCCAAGCCAUUCAAAUGUCCCUUCUGUGAACUCCGCUUCAGAACUUCAGGCCACCGCAAAACCCACAUCCAGUGCCACUUCCGGCCGAGCAGCGACAGGAACAAAUCCAAGCGGUCUGCCUCAGCCACAGGUCAAGCAAGUCAAGACCCAGGGACUGGGCAAUCUGUGGCAGCGGGCCAGGGACAGCAGUCAGCAGCUUCAGAAGCUCUUCAACCUGUGGGUCUGCUACAAACGUCUAACUCUGAUCCCAACAUUUACCUCCCAGCCAAUCAAGUCCUGACAGGGCAAUUUGACCAGAAUCUGCUGCAGCAAGGGCUGGUGGGACAGGCCAUCUUGCCUGCCUCCAUGUCAGGAGAUCUGACUGUGUCCCUCCCAGAUGGUCUGACGUCACUGGACGGCAUCCAUCUGCAACUGACGUCUGCCAACCUGGUGUGCCCCAACGUCCAAAUCUCUGGCAUCGACACCAGCAACAUCAACAACAUCAACAACAUCACACUACAGAUUGAUCCUGCCCUCCUCCAGCAGACUUUACAACAAGGCGGCCUCCUCUCACAGCCCCUGACUGUUGACACAGGCCUCGUUUCACACUCUGGAGGUCAGCUCAUGUCCACCACAGACCCGUCGGUGUCCGCCAAUGUCGUCAUCCACCCACUGACCAGCCUGGCCCUGCAGCCCUCCACCAUCACACCUGGUCAGGUCACAAUGGCUGGCCUCUCCGAGCAGGAUGCCACAGGUUCUCAGGACCUAAGCCAUGUCAUGAGCAGCGCUGGGUUGAUAACUGGAAGCACCAGCGGCCAGGAGAUCACACUCACCAUCAACAAUCCCAGCCUGACUCAAGCUCUCGCCUCAGCUUCGUGUUCCAGCGCUGCAGCAGGAAAUCCUCAGGAGAUCACCCUCACCAUAUCAGAUUCUGGACUACAACCUGCUUUCCUCCAUACUUCUGCAGGUCAGGAUCUGCUCGCCCAGCAUAGCAACCCUAAUGGUGCCGAGAUGAACGGCAGCAUCAGGCUGGCAUCACCACUCAAUAGUCAGCCCACCAGCGCGACGCUGACUAUCACCAAUGACCACCUCCUACCUCAGAGCCCCGCCAACACUGGAAUAACAGUCUCCAGCCUGCCGCCGAGCACCACCCUGUCACAUACUGUUGCAUCCCAGAGCCUAGUGAUGUCACCAGGAGGCGUGACCGGUGAUAACAGCGUCACACUGACACUGACAGAUGCUCAGGGUAUGCUGGAUGGCGUCACGCUGAACCUUAAUACACAGGGUCAGACAUUUCCUGCAGUGCUGAAUGACUCCACUCUAUCAGGACAGCCAGCCGGCUCAGGACAGCAGGUCAUACUGGUCAGCCACCAUCCCCAAUCCACAAACGGAGCAGCCGAUAAUGGCUACAACAUUACUGAUGACGGCCAUAAAGUUGGGAAGGAUGGCCACACGGAGGCUGAUAAUCGGAACCAGUGUUACUACUGUAAUCAGGUCUUCCAGAAUGCUAACACGCUGCGACGCCACUGCAGACAAGCUCAUGGCAAGGACCGCUGUCACGUCUGCAACGUCUGUAACAAAGCCUUUAAGCGAGCUACACACCUGAAGGAACAUGAACGAGUGCACCAGCCGGGGCCGUCACCCAGCUCCCAGAAACCCAGAGUCUUCAACUGCUCCUCCUGCGUGAAGGCCUUCGCCAAGCGCAGCCAGCUGGAGAGACACAACCGAACACACACAGGCGAGCGGCCCUUCAAGUGCAGUCAGUGCGACAAGGCGUUCAACCAGAAGAGCGCUCUGCAGGUCCACAUGGUCAAACACACUGGAAAGAAGCCCUUCAAGUGUGAGGUGUGCAGCAUCAGGUUCACCCAGAAGAGCAACAUGAAACACCACAUGAAGAGAUCCCACGGCUACGGUCAGAUCCAAGAAGUGACCCUGAGCCAGGAAGAACCAGCGAACCAGGUGGAAGUAACACCUGAACUAGACCUGGAAGUGGUUCCUGAAUCAUCCGGAGAUUGGCACGUCUUCCCCUGACCUCAAACCACCAAGCCCCAGAGUCAAAAAGCACUGUACAGUGUACUGAGCACUGAUUGAGUUUUAGAACUAAACAGCAAAGCUUUGCCAAACAUUUUCCUCUCACUCAAAAGAGUUAUCUGGUUAGAAAAAGGAUUGGACAUUAUAGAUUUGCUGCACUAUAUAUCGAGGGCUUUUACCCUCGUAGCAGUCCCCUGCUGUUUAUCCAAAUUAACAGUGAAGUAAGGGGAGUCUGGUUCCCUGUGAUUGGCUUAAUGACUUGUAUCUGUUUUGUUACUGUUUGAUUGUCAUCAAUAUGAUGACCUCCGGAGAGGUUUGGCUCAAUAAACACAGGCAUCCCAGAGAAUUCAGCCAGGAGAUGCAGGUCCCUCUCAUGCUGACCCUGUCUUCGAAACAAGCCCCCCCCUUAGACAAGUGUCUUGUUUUUUCAUUCUUGGUCUGCUCACAGGGACGUACGCAGAGCCACAACCAACUGCUGUCAUGACUUCAAUUUCAGUUUUUUCCACUGGUCUACGCAAAUUAUGUCAUUUUUUUACGUAUUUAUACUGUACAUAUUUCGCAUUUGCAGCUUGUUUUAUGUCCGUUUUAGUUAGAAACCAACGCACAAAAGUGGUGUACCAAACACGUUGGUGAAGGCCAGCAGCAGUCAGCUGUGAGUGUUUGAUGCUCGGAAAGUUUUUUUUUUAAUUUUUUAUUAGCAUUGUUUCCUGUUGUUAUCAUCUCGUUUAGCCACUCGCAGAAGCAUUUUCCAUACUGUUGUUUAUUCUGUAAAUAGCAUCAUUAGAUUGCAUAUAUUUUCUGAAGAACUGCCAUGACAUGGUUUGCUUGGAAAUAUGUCAUUUGAGCAUAGUGUUGCAUUAUGAAGCAAAGCCAAUGUACAGAGGAUAUGAUAAGCGUGUUUUUUUUUGUUUUGUUUUUUGCAGUUGUAUUUUCUAUUGUCCAUAAUAAAUUAAGAAGAGUAAUUUUUCUACUAAUUUAAACGUGCAUAUAUUUUUAUUG
This is a messenger RNA of Larimichthys crocea (large yellow croaker), 6691 nucleotides long. It is a transcript of the gene znf236, whose product is annotated as zinc finger protein 236. The record is from RefSeq and is a predicted model, not a curated record. Gene Ontology annotation, molecular function: DNA-binding transcription factor activity, RNA polymerase II-specific; RNA polymerase II cis-regulatory region sequence-specific DNA binding. The transcript has 32 exons. Lineage: Eukaryota; Metazoa; Chordata; Actinopteri; Sciaenidae. Gene Ontology annotation, biological process: regulation of transcription by RNA polymerase II. Bases 86 to 5692 code for a protein of 1868 amino acids. Gene Ontology annotation, cellular component: nucleus.